Dipodomys spectabilis (banner-tailed kangaroo rat) is the source of this 4117-nucleotide messenger RNA. RefSeq names its product potassium inwardly rectifying channel subfamily J member 5 (gene Kcnj5). Gene Ontology annotation, molecular function: G-protein activated inward rectifier potassium channel activity. The transcript is spliced from 4 exons. The record is from RefSeq and is a predicted model, not a curated record. Bases 208 to 1458 code for a protein of 416 amino acids. Gene Ontology annotation, cellular component: plasma membrane. Gene Ontology annotation, biological process: regulation of monoatomic ion transmembrane transport; potassium ion import across plasma membrane. Lineage: Eukaryota; Metazoa; Chordata; Mammalia; Rodentia; Heteromyidae.
UAGACGCCGCCGCCGGUGCCCACGGGACCCACGACAAGAGCGAGGCUCUGAGCGGGUCAUGGCUAAGGCUGCAGAGCCCGGACCAAAGCCCUGAUCGCCUCGCUGCGCACAGCCUCUGAGGGACAGCCCUGAAGUUCGCAUCCUGACGCUCGAAAGCGCCCAUCUGGACAAGCACAGGGGAGGCUGGACAAAGAGCAGUAACAAGCUAUGGCUGGUGACUCUAGGAAUGCAAUGAACCAGGACAUGGAGAUUGGAGUGACUUCCCAGAACCCCACCAAGAUUCCCAAGCAGGCUCGCGAUUACAUACCCAUUGCCACUGACCGUACUCGCCUGCUGGCCGAAGGCAAGAAGCCCCGCCAGCGCUACAUGGAGAAGAGCGGGAAAUGCAACGUUCACCACGGCAACGUGCAGGAAACUUACCGCUACCUGAGCGACCUCUUCACCACCCUGGUGGACCUCAAGUGGCGCUUCAACCUGCUCGUCUUCACCAUGGUCUACACCAUCACCUGGCUAUUCUUUGGUUUCAUCUGGUGGCUCAUUGCAUACAUCCGGGGCGAUCUGGACCAUGUAGGUGACCAAGAGUGGAUUCCUUGUGUGGAAAACCUCAGUGGCUUUGUGUCUGCUUUCUUGUUCUCCAUUGAAACGGAGACAACCAUCGGCUACGGCUUCAGGGUCAUCACUGAGAAGUGUCCAGAAGGGAUCAUCCUCCUCCUGGUCCAGGCUAUCCUGGGCUCCAUCGUCAAUGCGUUCAUGGUGGGUUGUAUGUUUGUCAAGAUCAGCCAGCCCAAGAAGAGAGCGGAGACGCUCAUGUUCUCCAACAACGCGGUUAUCUCCAUGCGGGAUGAGAAGCUGUGCCUCAUGUUUCGGGUGGGAGACCUCCGCAACUCCCACAUCGUAGAGGCCUCCAUCCGGGCCAAGCUCAUCAAGUCUCGGCAGACCAAAGAAGGGGAGUUCAUCCCUCUGAACCAGACCGACAUCAACGUGGGCUUCGACACUGGCGAUGACCGCCUCUUUCUGGUGUCUCCGCUCAUCAUCUCCCACGAAAUCAAUGAGAAGAGCCCUUUCUGGGAGAUGUCCAGGGCUCAGCUGGAUCAGGAGGAGUUCGAAGUGGUGGUCAUUCUAGAAGGGAUGGUGGAAGCAACAGGUAUGACUUGCCAAGCACGAAGUUCUUACAUGGAUACAGAGGUGCUCUGGGGCCACCGGUUCACACCCGUCCUUACCUUGGAGAAGGGCUUCUAUGAGGUGGACUACAACACCUUCCACGACACCUAUGAGACCAACACACCCAGCUGCUGUGCCAAGGAGCUGGCAGAAAUGAAGCGGGAAGGCCGACUCCUCCAGUACCUUCCCAGCCCCCCACUGCUGGGGGCCUGUACUGAGGCAGAGCAGGAUGCUGAGGCUGAACAGGAUGUAGAGGAUGUGCUACAUGGGUCCCAGGAGACCAGGGGCUCGGUGUGAGGACUCUCCGCUCUCCACAGCUUCCCCUUGCCACCUUCCAGGCACUUGCUACAAAGUAAGGGAGAGCAGAAAGGGCAGGUAGCUGAGUGUGCUGUUUGGGGGCCCAGACACUGUGGACCCCAACUCUGUGGAGGGAAGCAGCAUAUAUACCCACCCUCCCGUCAGGCUCAGGGACCAGGCCUAGGCCCCUGGGGCAGCGAUGCCUUUUCUCAAGCUUGAGUCAACACUAGUUCAAGGCUGGGCCAGGUAGAUUUCCCAUGGUGAGAGUGGCAUUGUGGCAUCUCUCUUCUCUCUGCUUACUGGCCCCAGUCACUUCCCUCUCUGGUACUCAAAGGCCUCCCUAGAGGCUCUCAACGCCCCCCCUCCCCUCAUCCCCGACCUCCUACCACUGAAGCAUGUCCAUAGAUCAGGGAGGAUCUAUUCUUCCAGUGGGAGACUCCAGCUUCUAGCCUGGAGUUCACCCUGAGCUAAGGGCUCCUCUAAGUCAUGGGGAACGUUUAAAUAUUUAAAUCUGAGGCCGAGAGCCAUUUACUAAGAGCUGCAGAGUGCAAGCCCCACCCCGCUCUGUCAUCCAUUGAGUAUGCGUGUUUUCUAUACUGCGGUUUCUACUAUGGCCUACUGGGAAACAGAGUCACUCAACUACUGAGCACCUAGGGCACAGGUACAGGCAGCAUGCCAUUGUCCAGCUCACUCACUCUCAGCGCACGGUGCCCUCUACUUCCCAUCCAAGGGAACCCCGGCAGUUCUUGAUUUUUUUUGUCUGUUUGAUUUUUUUUGUAGGAUUUUUUUUUUUUGGUGCAAGAACCUCCUUCAUUGUAGUUUUCUCUCACAACCCAGAGUGCCUGCAAUGAGAUCCUGAUGGAAAGCUGAGUUGGAAAGGGUCAUGUGUAGCACUGAGAUGGGGGCGAGACAGAGAGGAAAGGAAAAGAGUGGAAAACUGGACAUGAUGGCACACAUCUGUAAUCUCAGCAUUUUUGGAGACUGAGGUGGGAGGAUCAAUCUUUGUAGGCCAACCUGGGCUAUAUAAUAAGAUCAGAUCCUGUCUCACCAAAGAAGAGGAGGAAGAGGAAUCUUCCCCCAAAACUGCCUCAGUGCUCAGCACACCUUGGCUAUCAAGGUGUAUAGUAGGAUGUGAAUCAGAUCCGACAGGUGACUGAAGAGACAGCUGCACUGUCAGGCCAGGCUGGACAGAGUCUCUGGCCGGUGCUGAGCAGCUCCUGAAUCUUACUUCAACAGGAUGGGCUAGGCAAGGGAAGAAAUAUGAGGACCAGGGAAGGGGAGGAGAAAGGCUGCUUCUUCCUACCCUGGGAAGUUGGUGUGAGAAUCCAGGAAGGAAGAAUGUUAAGAAAGGGAGUAGAGAAAAAGCCUUAUAAUCAGUGUAAAGGACAAGGAAUACAGAUUACCAGGCUGAUGAAGCACAUGUUGACAAAAAUCAGGCCUGUGAUUCCCUGGCUUGAUCCUGCAGAGAGAAAUCAGAUAUUCCCAGACAUGGAAUUACACACACACACACACACACACACACACACACACACACACACACACACACACACACAGCAUUCACAACUCUCACAUGGCCUUUGAGAAACAAAGCAUUUGCCUUCUCCCAAACCCCAGCUCCAUUCCCAGGUUCUGGCCCCACACGGGGGCAGAGGGCUCAGGUGGAACAUAAGGGAAACGUUGUUGAGUUCAGGCUGGCCUCCUAGGUUCUGGGCUGGGGGGAUGAAGGGGAAGGGGUCCUGGGUGGGCUCUGACCCCACGCAGGAGUGGGAAGUCUUGUGCUUGACAGUGGAUUGGACGUUGAAAGGUGGACAAUGUGGCAAGUAGAGAUCUCUGCAAGUCCCUCAGGGACAGGACAUUGGGCUGUUGUUCCAGGCAUCCUUUUUGUUAAAGCUGAUCUUGCAGGGAACAAGGAAUGAGCCUCUAUUCCCCUCUCAGGAGAAAGGGAAGCAGGCAUCUGAAUGCACCACAGUAGAUAAAAUACAUGCAAUCAAGAGUCUAAGACAAGGGGGCUCCCUGCUAAGACUGGGUGCCUAGGAUGGAGGAAGCUGCAGCUAGAACCCUUCGGCUGGGGCUAACGUUCAGCCCUGGCUCUAGCGAGAUCCCAGGCUAGAGGGUAGAGAGCAGGGUAGAGAGCUGGUCUUAGAACCAGUUCGUGUCUUUGGUUAUGACACUAGUUGUUAUGGUUGUGAUGGUAGGGGUGGAAAGCUGCAGAGGAGGCUGGACGGAAACCUGGCUUCUGUUUCACAUCUGUCUUCCUGUAUGUUUUGGAGGCAUCGCCCAGUUGGACAGAUGAGCCUUUCUGCCGUUCUCUAGCUGCCUGCUGCCUCCAGGAGCCACAAUCCUUCUCUGCCAACUCUAGAAGUUAUAGAAGUGAUUGAAGAAAGGAGCAGUACAAUCCUCUUCUAAAGCUUUCUGAAAGACCAGAGCUGAUGUGCACUGAAUUCGUAACAUACAAAUCCCAAUGUGCUUAUUCUUCUUUCUACCAGCUGAAGACUGCCCUUCUUAUCCUAAGGAAAUCUCCACCUUCAUGACUAGUUGAUCUAACUAAAGUUUCAAAUGUUCAAAUCAUUUUCUAGAAAGUGGGACUUUUUUUGGUUUUCUUUUAUCUUGCCAGUACUGGGGUUUGAAAUCAGGGCCUGAAUGCUGUCUUUUAGCUUUU